AUGGGUUUGCACACAAGUUCUUCCACUCAAUCCAAGAAGAACUCAAGAACUCCUUCCAAGAAGCACUACAAGUCUCGUGCAACCCCAAUGCAAAACCCUGAAGCCCCUGUGCCUGAGGAUGUUUCAAACACUUCUGUCUCUGCAAAUGAUGAAGACGAUGUCGCGACAUCUUCCCAUGGAUCCGAUGAGACAUUGUCUGAUAAGCCUGCCAAGGAAGUUUCACUCUCGAAGGAUUCUUCCUCUUCAUCCAAGAGUUCUGAUUCCAAGGCUGCAAACUCAACGGAUGUUUUGUCAGAGGAGUCGAUGAAGACCCCUGCCAUUGUUCAUGAUGUCUCUGAUGAUGAAGAUUCAGAGGAUGUGCCUCUGGCGAGUGUUUCUGCCAGAAUGCUUAAACGAAGAAGAGCAUCUGUUGAAGAAACCCCUGUUGUCCAGAAGAAGAAAGACAAGAUCACUACUGGGUCUUCAAAAUCAAGGGCAACCGAUGUGUCAAGGAAAGGCAAGCAGAAAGCUGUGGAAUCGCGUGUUGCCAAAAAGAAGGAGAUUGCUUCUGAUGUGUUAGCCUGCAAAGAGAUCAUUGCCUUGAUUGCAAAAGCAGGGUUGAGGAAGACUGUGAUGAACAUAGGAAAAUGCUAUGACAAGCUUGUGAAGGAGUUUAUUGUCAAUCUCUCUAAUGAUGUUAAUAAUCCUGCCAGUCCUGAAUUCAGGAAAGUGAUUGGAGUGGUGAAUUGGGUUCUCUCUAACCAUACUUCUGUUGUUUCUACUAUGCUUGCCAAGCUUAUCUAUCGCAUUGGGACUGAAAUUGCUUAUGACUUUGGCAAUUUUGUGUUUUCCCAAACCUUGAAGCAUGCAGAGACAUGUGCUGUGAAACUCCCCAUCUCUUUUCCUUCUUUACUGACUGCUAUCAUUCUGAAACAACAUGCUAAUAUUCUCACUGUUGAUGAUGUUCCUGUGCCCAAAGGUACUCCCAUCACUUUGGACCAACGGUUGUUCCUGGAACCUCAUGUCCUGGACAUUGAUCUGCCAUCCAGUAGGACAUCUGUUCCUGUCUCUGUGUCUGCCUCAGGAACUCACAGUGUCAUUGCUGAACUUGAGGCCAUUUCCAAGGAACUUCAAGAGACCAUCAGGAUUGCUGCUGCUAGGAAGAUUAAGGUGGAUGCUCUCAUCCAAACUCUCAAGGGGGAAGCUGGUCAAGAGGGUGAGCAUGCAGCUGAUGCUAAGAAGGAAGGAUCUGCAGAAAAUGAUGAGGAAAACUCCUCUUCUGCUGGUAUUUAG
This is a messenger RNA of Lotus japonicus, 1272 nucleotides long. RefSeq lists its product as uncharacterized. The transcript is spliced from 3 exons. The record is from RefSeq and is a predicted model, not a curated record. Bases 1 to 1272 code for a protein of 423 amino acids. Lineage: Eukaryota; Viridiplantae; Streptophyta; Magnoliopsida; Fabales; Fabaceae.